GUGGGCGUUCCGUUGGUGUCACACAUGAAAGUCACACUUGCCCUGUGGCCAGCCAACGGCCCGAAACCUAGCUCCACUCUUCCCCCCUACCUCGCGACGCUCCGCCGUCCCCACCGGCAGGCAUGACGCCGCCUAAAGACAUGGCGCCCAAGGACGUCGAACGCAGUGAUAGCGUUGACAGCGACAACGGAAUGCCGCCCAAGACUGAACCCGGAAACAAGGUCACGCGUUUCCUGGAGCCUUUCUUCCAGGUCCACACGCGCGGCAGUAACUGGCUGCAGGAGAUCCGGGCCGGCUGCUGCCUGUUCAUGACCUCGGCCUACAUCCUGUUCCUGAACCCCAUCAUCUUGUCCGGCGGCACCUCCGGCUUCAACACCGGCAUGCCCGGAGACGACGUGGCCCUGGCCACCUCCGUCGCCACCGGCUGCGCCACCCUCCUCAUGGGCGUGGUCGCAAACUACCCGUGGGUGGUGAGUGUGCAGCUGGGCACCAACUCCUACUUCGUCAACUCGGUGCUCAAGCUGGGCGUGCCCUGCGGCGCGCACCCGCACUUCUACGGUGGAGACACCUGCACCGGCCAGCCCUGCAGCUGCAGCAUUGACGCCAGCGGCGAACAGGUGGUCAACGAGCGCGUGCUGGUCGGCGGCCCAUGCUUCAACACCACUGCCGAAUGCCUGGGUACCGAGAUCCCCUAUGAGAAGGCUCUGGCCGCCACCUUCCUCGAGGGCCUGGUCUUCCUGGCCAUUUGCUUCCUGGGCAUCCGCAGGUGGCUGCUCAAGCUUUUCCCCAAGUCUAUCCUGAUGGCGGGCGCGGCGGGCAUCGGCUGCUUCAUCUCGUUCGUGGGCGUCAAGGACAUGGGUGUCAUUGUGGCCGCGCCCUACCCCACCCUGCUCAGCCUGAACCUUGGCAUACCCUACGUGCACGGCGGCUGGGGCAAGCCCGGCUACGACAGCAAGGUGUCCUUCAACAGCUGCCGCAUGUACCAGGAUGGACCGCCGUACAGCGUGGUAUGCCCCUGGCUGUCCGUGGGAGGACUCAUCUUCACGGCUAUCGUAAGUGGGCUAUUGGGGAAACAUGCGUUUGAGCGAUACCUCAUGCCGUCCUGCCUAUGGGAUACCCUGCUGUGCUGGAACAUCAACGGCGCGUUCAUCAUGGGCAUCUUCUUCACCAUGUUCAUCUCCUGGAUCAAGUUUCCAGAGAAAAUCUCGACCGGCCAGGGCCUGGUGCCGGACAAGGUCGCGUACCUACCCAAGUUCCAAGAGACCGCCGGCGCGAUCGACUUCCAGUGGGGCAGCCAGACCGGAGACCUGAUCAUUGCCUUUGUCACUUUCCUGUACCUGGACUUCAUUGGCAGCUGCAUCACCUUCGUGGCCAUGGGUGAGAUGACGGGCAUCCUUGACGAGAAGGGCAACAUGCCGCGCAGCAACAUGGCCUUCAUCGCUGACGGCUUCGGCACCAUGCUGGGCGGGCUCCUGGGCAGCAGCGCCCUGACCACCUACGUCGAGAGCGCCAGCGCCGUGCGAGAGGGCGGCCGAACCGGUAUCACCGCCAUCGUGUGCGCGCUCUUCUUCUUCGCCGCCUGCUUCCUGUCACCGCUGUUCUCAGUCAUCCCUGCCAUUGCCACCGGCCCCAUCCUGGCGCUCAUCGGCGUCCUCAUCUUCAUGCCAUCCGUGUUCGAGAUCAAUUGGCACGACAUCACGGACGCCAUCCCCGCCUUCGUGACCAUGCUGGGUAUGCCCUUCACUCACAACAUCGCCUACGGCAUCAUCGGCGGUCUUUUGGUGCACGUCAUCAUUAAGUUCUUCACCUACCAGCUGUUCGAUUUCCAGCACAGCUGGCCGGGCGCGGCGCUGUACCGGCGCUGGGCGACUGCGGACGUGACCAAGCUGAUGAAGAUGCGCAUGCCAGGAUGGAACUGCGAGAUCCCGCCCACCGGCCGCCCCGAGGACCCCUGGUACUACGACCCCAGCCUGGAGGCGGUCGUCAGGAAGAAGUUCUUCCCCGACUACGACGAGAACUACCAACGCAAGCGCUCCACCCCCGCCCUGGACGUCCCGCCGCUGCCGCCCAGCAAGGACAUGGGCGAAACACAUGUGCCGGCGGUCGCCGCGGUCGCCACGGCGGACACGGGCCGCCCCAUCCAUGCGCCUGACGACUCCGCGCACCACGGCCACAUGCACAGCACCUGAGUGGCACUGGCAACGGCCGUGGCGCGUGAUUGAUGCAUCAAGUGCGGGAUGCACGGAAAGAGCGAGGCGCGGAUGGAGAUGUUUUGGGUCCUGUGUGGCUACACAGCAAAUGGGCGUGUGGGUAGGUCCAGUCGUCAAUUAGGUGCGUGUGGCGCACGUGAAAACUUGUAUGGGGCCACCUCCGUGCCUGCAUUUGCUGUCUGCCGUGCGUGAUACCUGCAUGCGGGCUCAUGUGUGUUCGUGAACAGGGGAACUAUUUGGAUAGGAGCACGGUGAACGCCCUCACAUUUACUGUGCUAUGGCUUUGUCUCGUUUUGCAUGCUCCGGUGUGUUCGUGUCAGUGCGUUCUCGCAACAUACCCUCCUGCCGGGGAGCAAUGCGCCAGUGCAAUAAGGUCGUAUUUUGCACGUACGCCCCUUGUGCGUGUACAGCGCAUUAGGCUUCGUAUAACACAGGGACCUCGAACGGGAUAGAUGGGGGAUUGCCGGGAUCAUGCAGACAGUGCUGUUUGCUGCCGGGAUGCACUGGCAUUGGCGUGUAUAUAGUACCGCUGUCCUCAGCUGCGUAUGCAAGCAUGAAUGCAUGCCCGUGAAUGCAUGCCCGUGUGCUGUACAUUUCAAACCAUUUCUGUAUACUUUUGCACGCAUAGCUGCCGCAUGGAUCGGCGGCCUUGCAUGUGCGCUGAGUCUCAUGCAACUGGUGCCGCAUGGUAUAAAUGCCUCGCUGGCCCAUCACCCGUGUGGUUGUGUAGUCCCGAAGUUACGUUCCGCGAUCACUCCUAUAAAAAGUGCUGUGGGUGUGCAUGCCCUGGCUCGUAUCACUACUUGUACAGCACGUGUCGACGUAUAUCCUGGGCCCAACUUCUUAGAUUGGUUUCAAACUCGUGGAACCUUUUAUACAUACCCCUACGGGAGCUGUGCGUGUGUGACUCCUUCCCUUCGCUCGGAUCGGACGGACCUGAGAAGUGACAGGAACUGGUCGGUUGGCCCGCAUGGGUGCAUCCAUGGCUGCGUGCAACCCUUGGUGCAACCCACUGGACGUGUGGUACGGCAUCCAUGAGUUGUGGUGUUGCACCUGGAUUCA
Molecule: messenger RNA, 3272 nt
Organism: Chlamydomonas reinhardtii
Lineage: Eukaryota; Viridiplantae; Chlorophyta; Chlorophyceae; Chlamydomonadales; Chlamydomonadaceae
Exons: 16
Coding region: 123-2189 (688 amino acids)
Biological process (GO): transmembrane transport
Cellular component (GO): plasma membrane
Molecular function (GO): purine nucleobase transmembrane transporter activity
Source: RefSeq, a predicted model, not a curated record